UACUUCAUAUCAGUUUGAUUGGACGGCUUCUCACAAAUCUCUAAAAUAGAACAAGAUUUAACUGAAACAAUUGUAUUUACACUUGCUUUUAGUCUAGGGAAGCUACUAUUCCAUCUCAACAGAACUUGAAGACUUGCAGCAAAAUGUAUUGUGGAGAUUAUACACAAGGAACAAUUCUUCCUGCUCCAAAUUUUAACCCUAUAAUGGAUGCCCAGUUGCUAGGAGGAGCUCUACAGGGAAUUAGUUGUGAAAAGGAUGUGUUGAUUGAAAUCCUAACUCAGCGUUGCAACUCCCAGCGGCUCAUGAUUGCUGAGGCAUACAGAGACAUGUAUGGCAGGGAUCUGAUAACAGACCUAAAAGAGAAUCUCUCUCAUCACUUUAAAGAAGUUAUGGUUGGCUUGAUGUACCCACCUGCAUCUUAUGAUGCCCAUGAGCUUUGGCAUGCCUUGAAGGGAAUAGACACAGAAGAAAAAUGCCUAAUUGACAUAUUAGCCUCAAGAUCAAAUAUGGAGAUCUUCCAGAUGAAAGAAGCCUACCUAAUGCAAUAUAAUACUGAUCUUCAACAAGAUAUCGAUUCUGCGACUUCAGGUCACUUCAGAGAUACACUCAUGAACCUUGCUCAGGGAACAAGGAUGGAAGGAUAUGCAGACCCUUCUACAGCUGCUCAGGAUGCAAUGAUUCUAUGGGAAGCAUGUCAGCAGAAGACAGGCGAACACAAAAACAUGCUGCAAAUGAUUCUCUGCAACAGGAGUCAGCAGCAGUUGUGGAUGGUUUUCCAGGAGUUCCAAAAUAUCUCUGGGCAAGACAUAGUAGAUGCCAUUAAUGAAUGUUAUGAUGGAUACUUUCAAGAAUUACUGGUUGCAAUAGUUCUCUGCAUUCGUGACAAGCCUUCCUACUUUGCUUACAGGCUUUAUAAUGCAAUUCAUGACUUUGGGUUUCACAAUAAAACAGUUAUUAGGAUUCUCAUUGCCAGGAGUGAGAUAGACCUGAUGAACAUACGGCAGCGAUACAAAGAGAGAUAUGGGAAAUCACUCUUCCAUGACAUUAAACAUUUUGCUUCAGGGCAUUAUGAGAGUGCUUUACUUGCUAUCUGUGCUGGUGAUACAGAAGAUUACUAAGAAGAUGUACUCUGAAAGCUGUGAAAACGUAUUUUAAAUAGAAAUUAUUGAAGCUAUAUGAAAUGCACUAACUGUAAGAGAUCUCUAUUUUACAUAACAAAAAAGCAAAAUCAAUAAUGUAUAUUUGCUAAUAUUAAAUCUUUCUUGACACAGGAAAAAUGUUGGCAGGAACGUGGUUUCAUCCCUAGUUCAAAUUAAUAUUUCUGAUUUUAUGAUUAAUGUAAAUUAAUGGAGCAAGUGGUAAAAUGACUCCACGCAGGCAUUUGUUUAUCAUGUAGUGUCACAACACCCCAAACAUUCAUCAACAGGCUCUGGAAGGAUUUAUUCACUUUCACACUAGAGAAAAGAAAAUAUUCUUUAUUUACUUUUAGCAAGAAGAUUUCCUCCUUUAAGGAAAUUUUUUCUUGCCUUUCCUACUUCUUAUAUCUCAUAUUUUAUGCUCUUGAACAUUACUGUUUUAAUUACAACCACACUAAACGUCUGCCCCCAUCUGUUAUCACUGUCAGAGUGCUUUUGUAUUCUCCUUUACUUAGAUUACAUACUUAAUGGCCUUUCCCCUAUUCUGCUUGAAACAAAAGUAAAAAUUAGAAUCAAGCACUCCAUUCACUGGAAAACCUGGAAGAUGAAGCACUGCUUAACUCGACGCAGAGAAGUUCCAGAGGAUGAAACUCUGAAUUCCAUUUUUACCCAUCUCAUUUUAAACAUCCAUGGAAUACUGACCUUCAGA
Messenger RNA from Passer montanus (Eurasian tree sparrow), 1845 nucleotides. It is a transcript of the gene ANXA10, whose product is annotated as annexin A10. Gene Ontology annotation, molecular function: calcium ion binding; calcium-dependent phospholipid binding. Gene Ontology annotation, cellular component: cytoplasm. The transcript has 12 exons. The record is from RefSeq and is a predicted model, not a curated record. NCBI's taxonomy places the organism in Eukaryota, Metazoa, Chordata, Aves, Passeriformes, Passeridae. Bases 144 to 1118 code for a protein of 324 amino acids.